Molecule: messenger RNA, 204 nt
Organism: Rotaria sordida
Lineage: Eukaryota; Metazoa; Rotifera; Eurotatoria; Philodinida; Philodinidae
Source: the annotation of a GenBank genome assembly
AUGUUAUCAAGUGUUCGUCGUUUCUUUAAAUUUAUUCAUUGGUUAUAUCUUCAAUAUCUUCUUAAUACGGCAUUAUAUAUGCUUGAACCAUGGGAACGUGUACUUUUUACAACAUUAUUAUUUGCCAUUAUAUCUACAGCUGUUUAUUCGGCUUUAGUUUUUCUUCCAGUUCAUGUUCGUUCAAUGAUACAAACUUAUUCAUAA